AGAGAGAAAGCAGUAGAGAGAGCAACUAGUGUAUAUCAGUCUCUCUCAGACACGCAAAUAACACCAACACGUUGAGAGAUGAUCAGUCUGUCGAUACCGUGGCUGUCUUCGUCUACCACCUCCACCAGGAUAACCUGCUGAUUGAAGAAGGUCCAUGUGUUAGACGUCAUCAUGGGGGCCAACUACCUCUGGUCCCUGACUGGCCUUUUUUACUUCAUCCUGGUUGGGCUUCUCCUAUGGGGUGUCCACGGACAGGAUAAUGGAUCGGACUGUUACCCAGAGAUCAGAGUACAAAGGAACACUGUAUGGAAGGCUUCACUUGGGGAUUACUUGGAGAUUAACUGCCCUGUUAUUAUAUGUACCAACUCAUCAUCUAUCUUAUGGAAGAAAAUGAAUGGAUCAGAUUGGAUUCCUGUCAACAGAACUGCUCUCAUUGAAAUCAAAUGGCUAAGAAGUAGAAAUAAUGGGACCUCAUUUCUGGUAUUCCAAAGAAUUGAUGUAAAAGAUUCUGGUUUAUACCAAUGUACAUUAGUAUCCGCUGUGAGUCAUAGUAUCAAUGUUACUGUCACAGAACAUGUGGAAGACACCACAGUUGUUAAUCAGAAGAAUGAAACAAAUGUCACAUCAGGUCAGAAGGACAGUUUCCUGGAGGGGCUGUGGCAUUAUGUCUACAUCUCGGCUGGGAUUGCGGUGUUUGUCAUCAUGGUCAUAACAAUAUCCAUGCUACUUAUACGUGGUUGUAAAGGUGUUUGUCUUUCCAAGCAAUCAAAGAAAGAGGAACAACCAGAGAACCAGUACACAGCUAUACCGCUAACUGAACCAGUAUCCCCACGACCAAAACCCAGACCACACCACAGUCAAAGCCCCCGACCACACCAACACCAGGUUACUCUGAACCCAGACUAUAUUUAUGACAAUACACCUGCCAAGGGCCCACGACGCCUCCAUCAGAACCCGGUCCAAGAUGCAGCCAAUCAGGUGUUUGUCCCAGUAGACAGUGAUUGUACCUAUGACAACAUGGUGGUAAAAGAAGAAGAGAGUGGUAUCAUGUAUGCGGCUCUUAACCAUCAGGUAAAGCCACGCACCACGCCACGCUCCAAGCAACCACAGGAGGAAUGUUCAGAGUACGCAGCCAUUCGCGUGUCCUGAGCCCUGGAGCAAGGAAGUGAAUCUGUCCUUCCCAGAAGACUUCACUUCCUUCCUGGUAAUCUGUUGCUUCAUUUGAACUUUGAAUUUCCAAUUAUAAUGGUGGAAUGAGUCAUUUUGGUAAAACGUUUGGACUGUUAAUUAGUUCUUCACACCUACAAA
Molecule: messenger RNA, 1308 nt
Organism: Esox lucius (northern pike)
Lineage: Eukaryota; Metazoa; Chordata; Actinopteri; Esociformes; Esocidae
Product: B- and T-lymphocyte attenuator
Exons: 6
Coding region: 172-1149 (325 amino acids)
Biological process (GO): immune response-regulating cell surface receptor signaling pathway
Cellular component (GO): plasma membrane
Molecular function (GO): signaling receptor activity
Source: RefSeq, a predicted model, not a curated record